This is a messenger RNA of Suncus etruscus (white-toothed pygmy shrew), 372 nucleotides long. RefSeq names its product chromosome 16 C4orf36 homolog (gene C16H4orf36). The record is from RefSeq and is a predicted model, not a curated record. The coding region runs from base 1 to 372 and encodes 123 amino acids. The transcript has 3 exons. NCBI's taxonomy places the organism in Eukaryota, Metazoa, Chordata, Mammalia, Eulipotyphla, Soricidae.
AUGGCUUAUUCCUUGCUUCGAAAAAACACGGUGAAAUCCGUUUUACAUAGCAGUUGCUAUAAAAUACAGGAACCUUGGAGUAUUGCACAGCUUACCAAAAACUGGUACAUUACCAUGAGCCAAAUCAACAUGCCUUUCUUGGAAGAGCUUUCAUUUAGAAAUUAUGUAUACCUUAGAAAAUAUGGGACCACCAAGACUAGUCAGCUCCCCUCUGCAGAAUGCCUCAGAGUUGAAAGGGAAUAUGAAACGCAACGCCAGAGUUACCUGAAAUCUCAGAAGAAGCUUGCUGAGAGAAUUGGCUAUUCCCUGAGGGAUAGUGCAGUGGGCUUGAGAAGACCUCUGCUACCUAAGAGACAUGCAUCUCAAAAUUGA